UAUAUCUGACAUUCUUUCUGCUUGAUUACGAGCAGCUGGAAUAGUUGUAGUCAGCUAUAUAAGCACUCCUCCCAUGUGGUUAUACUUCAGUCUUCAGGACAGACGCAGACACUGAGACAGUCGAGAUGAAGUUGCUGUUUGUUGUUGCUGCUGUUCUGGCUGUAUCCAGCUGUGCCAGCAUCUCUCUGGAAGACAUGGAGUUUCACGCCUGGAAACUCAAAUUUGAAAAAUCCUACGAUUCUCCAUCAGAGGAGACUCAAAGGAAGCAGAUCUGGCUCAGCAACCGUAAACUUGUGCUAAAGCACAAUGCUUUGGCUGACCUGGGUUUGAAGUCCUAUCACCUUGGAAUGACCUACUUUGCUGAUAUGGAAAAUGAAGAGUACAAAAAGCUGAUUUCCCAGGGCUGCCUUGGCUCCUUCAAUGCUUCUCUGCCUCGCCGUGGCUCUACCUUCAAUCGGCUGCCUAAAGGUACAGUGCUGCCCGACACUGUUGACUGGAGGAAAAAGGGAUACGUCACUAAAGUCAAGAAUCAGCAGCAGUGUGGCUCCUGCUGGGCUUUCAGUGCAACUGGUGCACUGGAGGGUCAGCACUUCAAGAAGACAGGAAGGCUGGUGUAUCUGAGUGAGCAGCAGUUGGUUGAUUGCAGUCGCAACUUUGGCAACCGUGGCUGCGAUGGAGGCUGGAUGAACAAUGCCUUUAAGUACAUCAAAGACAAUGGAGGAAUUCAAACUGAGGCAUCAUACCCUUAUCAAGCUAUGGAUGGACUAUGCCAUUACAACCCCAAUUCUGUUGGUGCCAUAUGCAAUGGUUAUGUUGAUGUGAGUCCGGAUGAAGAAGCCUUGAAGGAGGCAGUGGCCACCAUCGGACCGAUAUCUAUAGCCAUGGAUGCUUCUCAUGAGUCCUUCCAACUCUACCAAUCAGGGGUGUAUGAUGAGCACAGGUGCAACGACUAUUACUUGAGCCAUGGUAUGCUGGUUGUGGGUUAUGGUACUGAAGGUGGACUUGACUACUGGCUGAUCAAGAACAGCUGGGGUCUUGGAUGGGGAAAGAUGGGCUACAUUAAGAUGGUCAGGAACAAACGCAACCAGUGUGGGAUUGCUACUGCAGCAAGCUACCCUCUGGUGUGAAGAGGUGGAAAGUCCAGUGUAGUUUUUUCCUUCUGCUUUCACCAAAAUGUUUUAAAGUCCCACUGAAACUUAAUAAACUUCUGAGCAUUUAGAAAUGUGUG
Messenger RNA from Oreochromis niloticus (Nile tilapia), 1228 nucleotides. RefSeq names its product cathepsin L1. Gene Ontology annotation, molecular function: cysteine-type peptidase activity. The coding region runs from base 126 to 1127 and encodes 333 amino acids. Lineage: Eukaryota; Metazoa; Chordata; Actinopteri; Cichliformes; Cichlidae. The record is from RefSeq and is a predicted model, not a curated record. The transcript has 8 exons. Gene Ontology annotation, biological process: proteolysis.